Molecule: messenger RNA, 429 nt
Organism: Paramecium octaurelia
Lineage: Eukaryota; Ciliophora; Oligohymenophorea; Peniculida; Parameciidae
Source: the annotation of a GenBank genome assembly
AUGUCUUACAAAAGUCCUGUUUUACAAAAUUCUCUAUAAUUGUUGUCUGAGAUCAGAAGUUCAUUAGCUAAUUCAGGGAAGUAAUCAUCAAAUCCAAAAGGAAUAAAAAAAUAAGUAAAAUUAAGAUGUAAUUUUUGAGUUAUGUGUAAUUUGAAUAUGAUUAACAAGAAGAACCCAGAAUUUAUCCACCUGAAUGUAUGAGAGUUGAGAAACAAGUUGGAUAAGUGAGUUCCGCGAAUUUAACAGAAGAAAUACUUGAUUAUUUGAGGAUUAAUUAGAAGUCAUUUGAAAAGUAGUGCAGUGAAAUUGAAAAAUAAAUAAAAGAAUUAGUUGAAAACAUUGAAACUGAAGAUGAAGUGGAACCUAUUUAGUCUCGUAAGCAUUAAAAGAGGAAUUGAUUAUUAUAAUAUUGCAAUUAUUUAAUUUUAC